Messenger RNA from Enterospora canceri, 204 nucleotides. Lineage: Eukaryota; Fungi; Microsporidia; Enterocytozoonidae. The record is from the annotation of a GenBank genome assembly.
AUGACUAGAGCUAAGAAAGAUCAAGCUAAGAGUAUUUACAUUAAAGCUUCUGAAGAGGUGUCAGACACCAUGACACCUCUCGAUCCCGACGUCACCGAGGAAACGAGCUUUAACAAAUAUAAUUCGCUUAUUCAAAGCACCAAUGCAUAUUGCUGUUUCAGGUGGUUGACUGUUUUUAAAAAAAGAAACCCAGGAUUUUUAUGA